Messenger RNA from Salmo salar (Atlantic salmon), 1884 nucleotides. RefSeq lists its product as uncharacterized. Gene Ontology annotation, molecular function: RNA polymerase II cis-regulatory region sequence-specific DNA binding; DNA-binding transcription factor activity, RNA polymerase II-specific. Gene Ontology annotation, biological process: regulation of transcription by RNA polymerase II. The record is from RefSeq and is a predicted model, not a curated record. NCBI's taxonomy places the organism in Eukaryota, Metazoa, Chordata, Actinopteri, Salmoniformes, Salmonidae. Gene Ontology annotation, cellular component: chromatin; PcG protein complex; transcription regulator complex.
ACUUCCUAGUCACCCAACUGCCAACAAACGAAGAGUAAAAUCACAACAUCCGCUGAGAGAGAGACGAGACAUUAUUCUGCACUAUUUUACGUCUUUAAAAUGACCAAACUGCAGCUGUUGAAUGCUUACCUGACAGAACGUUUAACGGUAGUGGUGCGGGAGAUUCUGGACGUGGUCGGGGACACAGUGGCCGAGUACCGAGAAGAGACGGCUAGGACGAAGAGAGAGAAUGAAAGCGCGAAGAGACAAAAUGAAAGCCUGCGGCGACAGCUCCGGGACAUCCUACUCUUGGCGGAGACAGACUGGCGAUCCAACAGCCUUUCUCUCUCUGGGCAGCAGCAGCUCUGCGAGCAAGAGUGGAGCUCCAGUCAUGAACAUGACCCAGAGCCCCUGCAGCAGAGACAGGUCAACAGACGAGGGCUACAGAGCCAGGUAGCGUUGGGUAAGGAUGGGGGUCUCACAGGACCAAACCAGGGACACACUGAAACAGUCAGAGUAGAAGAGAAGCCCAGUCCAGGGGAGGCAAUCCCAAAGACCGAGCACAACUCAGACCCAGAACCCAAGAGUUUUGGAAACACCUCGUCCUUGGCCCCAUCUCCGUUCUCCUCCAAUGCCAACUGUGCCACAACAACUGGAGCAGCCAACGCUGAAAUGCCAGUCCUUAGGACAGAGGGAAAGACGUCCUCUCCCAUCGACCCAAUCCAGGGACGGAUCAAAAUGGAACCCAAGGAAUGUGACGUCACAGUGAACCUCACCAACCAUGAACCUCAAUCCAGUUCAGACUACACAGGUCGUCCUAUAACACUACUACCCCACAACCAUGAACUCUCAGGCGACACUGGCUUCAAAGACCUUCCAGAUAUGGAUAUCUCAGAGCUCCAUAACACACCCGUACAUGACCAGCAAACGUGUGAAACAGAGCCUGGGCCCAAGGACGGGGUGUUGCCAUACAACGAGAGUAACAACUUCAUCCCCACCGACCACCAGGAGGGACGCCCACACCGCUGCACCCGCUGUCGGGAGAGUUUCAGCCAGGCGGCCAGCCUCCACCUCCACCUCCAGUACAAGAAGCCCUAUGCCUGUGACUGGUGCUGUAAGUCCUUCGCCCAGUCGGCUGACCUGCGGCGCCACCACCGCAUCCACACGGGGGAGAGGCCCCACCGCUGCUCCUGGUGCUCCAAAAGCUUUACCCAGAGAGGCAACCUGAGGCGGCACCUGAGGAUCCACACCGGUGAGAGACCCUACAGCUGCCCCUACUGCCACAGGACCUUCAGCGACGGAGACACCAUGAAGAAGCACAAACGGACUCACUCUGGGGAGAAACCCUAUCGCUGUGUCCAGUGUCCCAAGAGCUUCACUGUGGCCAGCGGCCUGCGGGUACACCUGAACACACACCUUACAGAAGCAGGGCAGCUCAUCACAUGAGGAGGUCAAUGUGCUAACUAAUCAGCUACUACUGAAUCGGCUGCACCAUUUCAAACACAGGACGACAUGAAGGGAUUGUGAAACGUUGAAGUGUUUUAGCCAUAGGAAUAUUUCCUACAUGUAUUUAUUGGGAUUAAUAAAAACAGUGCAGUAGAAAACAAAUGGAUAAUGUCAUCGUGGCUGAUGUUUCCAGCUUGAUUGAAGAGUGUGUGUGUGUGUCUGUGAAAAAUGAAUUCAAUCAGUCCAUCAUUUAAUUAUUAAAAUCACAUUUCUGAUUCUGUAUUUCUUUUAUAUUAAAGUUGAACCAUCUUUCAGGUUGUUUAUUUCCAAAAGGAAGAUACCAGAUGCUUGACUCACGUUACCUUCACUCAAUAUAUUUAUUAAUAUACUCUGUAAUAAGGCUGCAAACCUAACGUAUUUAAGUGGAAAAUCCCGUUAAUAAAAUUCUUUCCUCCCCUU